Molecule: messenger RNA, 1471 nt
Organism: Hyaloscypha bicolor E
Lineage: Eukaryota; Fungi; Ascomycota; Leotiomycetes; Helotiales; Hyaloscyphaceae
Exons: 3
Coding region: 1-1362 (453 amino acids)
Source: RefSeq, a predicted model, not a curated record
AUGGCUAAUGCAGCAGAUCAACUAAGUGCUCUUCUCAUGGAGCAGCACGAACUAGUUUCUCAACUGGAACCUUUCCAAAGUGAGCUCUUUGUCUUGCUCGCAAAGCUGAAGGACCUGGGACUUGAAAAGAGCCAUGGCGAGAUCACCUCGUAUCUUGACUUCGCAGAGAAGCAACAUGGUGAAGCUAUUUUGGCCGAACAGAAGGAACUUGAAUUGGAGUUCUUGGGAAGCGAAGUUGAAUCAGAGAGUGGAGCUGACUCAGAUGGCGAGGCCCGCCCAGUUAAGGCGAAAGAUAAAUGGAACUCCAAGAUCAUCGCACAAGUCGAGAAGAUGAGUGCUACUAAAUUCCUGGGGUUCUGCGAAGAGCAGAGAUCCAUUGCCGGCAAUAUCUGGGGCUGCUCUGCCAACCUGCAAAGAAGCCUCAACCGUAUUAUCGACGGAGAAGGCGCUGAAGAGACAGAAAGUGACGACAACACCCCUGUUUAUGCCGACCCCAAACAAUCUGCAGCCUCUUCUUCGAAUGGUAGCUCAUCUGGUACAAACGAACUUCAAAAAGAGAUUGGCGUUGCUUAUUCAGAGAUUGAGGAACUCAAGUCGAAGAUCUUAGAUUUGGAGUCACAAAACCAAGUGUGCAAGGCAUCUAGCGAGAUUAUUCGGUCCGAAGAAUCUAGAAUCCUCAACCUGCAAAUUGAAGGCUUGAGAGCUGAUACCGAAAAGGCUAGGGCGGGCAGAGAAGAAGCCGAGUCAAAGCUGGAGGCAAAGACAACCGAGCUUGCAACCGCCAACCUGAAGAUCAGUACCCUCCAGAAGGAAUUGAAGAUGAAGCAGCCUCUGUUUGAUAUUGGCGUCAAAGUCCGCUGCGGCUUUCUUCAAUCCAUCAAGCGAGUCUGGUCCAGCGGCGAGUAUGUGACCACUAAUUCACCUAUCGAUCUCAAUGCCAUCUGGUCGAAGAACGAAGCUGUUCACCGAGGCAACUACGAAGCAGACAAAGCUUUGUUCGAUCUCAAGAUCUUGAAGAAAACCACCGAACAAGCCGAUUUCUAUUAUGCAUACCAGACUAGAGGGAUCUACGACCUCUCGGUUUGUCCGAAGGCCCUCGCACUUGUCAAUUAUCGAGGCACUUUGAUAGCUUGUGGUUUCCUCACCAAGUACUCCCACGACAGUACCGAAACCGACAAAGUCACCGAAAGCAAAUUUAAACACAGCAUGAAUUUAUGGCUUCCUAUCUUCUCUUCUGGGAACAUCGACAGAGAGAAGCAGGAGGCGUUCGAGAGAAAUACUGCGAUCAGCACCAGUUCCGAGGCCUUGAAGCGCAUCACCGAUGACACAGUCAAGAAGGAACGAACUCGCAUGUUCGGAUAGAGGAUCAUGCUUGGUCUCUUACCUAAUCUUUUGGUCUCCAUUGCACGUCUUCUGAUGUGCGUCUUGGCUAUCUGAUACUUGUGGUGGAGGAGAUUUUGGGAAGGGUUUG